Nicotiana tabacum (common tobacco) is the source of this 2939-nucleotide messenger RNA. RefSeq names its product phospholipase D alpha 1. Gene Ontology annotation, molecular function: calcium ion binding; D-type glycerophospholipase activity. Gene Ontology annotation, biological process: phospholipid catabolic process; phosphatidylcholine metabolic process. Lineage: Eukaryota; Viridiplantae; Streptophyta; Magnoliopsida; Solanales; Solanaceae. Gene Ontology annotation, cellular component: plasma membrane. The record is from RefSeq and is a predicted model, not a curated record.
UUGACGGCUAGAGAAAAACAAGUGACCUGUCAAAAUUGAUCAAAUUACACGGAGUGUGUAAAAGAGAUCAAUCUUACAAUUUUUUCCAAAGUGCAAUUUUGAAGGCAAAAACUCAGGAUUUUUGUUCUAGAAAAAGAGGCACAAGGUUUUCAUGAUCUUCAAUUGACUAUUUUUCUGGUUUUCUUCAACUCCACUAGGUGAAAAAUGGCUCAGAUUCUGCUCCAUGGAACUCUCCAUGUCACGAUCUACGAGGUCGAUAAUCUGCAAAAAGAGGGAGGUGGCCACUUCUUCAGCAAGAUAAAGGAACAUGUUGAGGAGACAAUUGGUUUUGGAAAAGGAACUCCUGCAAUUUAUGCUACAGUUGAUUUGGAAAAGGCUAGGGUUGGAAGAACCAGAAAGAUAAAAAAUGAACCAAACAAUCCAAGGUGGUAUGAGUCUUUUCACAUUUACUGUGCACAUAUGGCUUCAAAUGUUAUAUUCACUGUCAAAGAUGACAAUCCCAUUGGUGCAACCUUAAUUGGAAGAGCUUAUGUACCAGUUGAAGAACUUUUGGAAGGGGAAGAGAUUGAUAAAUGGGUUGAGAUACUGGAUAGAGAAAUGAAUCCUAUAGCAGAAGGUUCCAAAAUCCACGUGAAGCUACAGUUUUUUGAUGUCAGUCGAGAUCCUAACUGGGAACGUGGCAUUAGAAGUUCUAAAUAUCCUGGUGUCCCUUACACUUUCUUUGCACAGAGAACAGGAUGUCGGGUUUCCUUGUAUCAAGAUGCGCAUGUGCCAGACAAUUUUAUUCCUAAAAUCCCUCUCUCUGGGGGGAAGUAUUAUGAGCCCCACAGAUGUUGGGAAGAUAUCUUUGAUGCUAUUAUUAAUGCAAAGCACUUGAUAUAUAUUACUGGCUGGUCAGUGUAUACUGAAAUAACCUUGGUGAGGGACUCGAGGAGGCAAAAGCCCGGAGGUGACAUUACACUUGGGGAGCUGCUCAAGAAGAAGGCAAGUGAAGGUGUUAAAGUUCUUAUGCUUGUUUGGGAUGAUAGGACGUCCGUGGGUUUGCUGAAGAAGGACGGUUUGAUGGCCACUCAUGACCAAGAAACUGAACAGUUCUUUCAAGGUACCGAGGUGAACUGUGUCCUCUGCCCUAGGAAUCCUGAUGACGGCGGAAGCAUUGUUCAAAGUUUACAAAUUGGGACCAUGUUUACGCAUCACCAGAAAAUCGUGGUAGUGGACAGUGAGCUUCCCAGCGGAGAGUCGGAAAAGAGAAGGAUUCUGAGCUUUGUGGGUGGUAUUGAUCUUUGCGAUGGGAGAUAUGAUACACCUUUCCAUUCACUUUUUAGGACAUUGGACACUGCACACCAUGAUGAUUUCCACCAACCUAAUUUUCCUGAUGGAGCAAUUACCAAAGGUGGACCAAGGGAGCCCUGGCAUGACAUUCACUCUCGGCUUGAAGGCCCAAUUGCUUGGGAUGUUCUGUUUAAUUUUGAACAGAGGUGGAGAAAGCAGGGUGGAAAGGAUGUUCUUGUCAACUUCAGAGAGCUUGAUGAUAUUAUAAUUCCCCCAUCUCCGGUGAUGCACCUUGAUGAUUCUGAAACAUGGAAUGUUCAGUUAUUCAGAUCUAUUGACGAGGGAGCUGCUUUUGGCUUUCCUGAGACGCCUGAAGAUGCAGCAAAAGCUGGUCUUGUCAGUGGGAAGGAUAACAUAAUUGAUAGAAGCAUCCAAGAUGCUUAUAUUCAUGCUAUUCGUCGAGCAAAGAAUUUUAUUUACAUUGAAAACCAGUAUUUUCUUGGAAGCAGUUAUGACUGGCAGAGUGAUGAUAUCAAGGUAGAGGACAUAGGUGCUUUGCAUGUCAUUCCAAAGGAACUUGCUUUGAAGAUUGUAAGUAAGAUUGAAGCUGGGGAAAGGUUUACUGUUUAUGUUGUGGUCCCAAUGUGGCCAGAAGGAAUCCCCGAGAGCGCUUCAGUACAAGCAAUAUUAGAUUGGCAGAGGAGAACGAUGGAGAUGAUGUAUAAGCACAUUGUUCAGGCCUUGAAUGCUAAAGGAAUAGAGGAGGAUCCCAGGAAUUAUUUGACAUUUUUCUGCAUUGGUAACCGGGAGGUGAAGAAGAGUGGAGAAUAUGAACCUUCUGAGACCCCAGAGCCUGAUUCUGACUACAUACGAGCUCAGGAGGCUCGACGCUUCAUGAUCUAUGUCCAUUCCAAGAUGAUGAUUGUUGAUGAUGAGUACAUCAUAGUUGGAUCGGCCAACAUAAACCAGAGAUCGAUGGAUGGUGCCAGAGAUUCUGAAAUAGCCAUGGGAGCUUACCAGCCUCAUCAUUUGGCUACAAGGGAACCAGCUAGGGGUCAAAUUCAUGGUUUCAGAAUGGCAUUGUGGUACGAGCACCUUGGUAUGCUCGAUGAAACCUUUCUACAUCCAGAAAGUGAGGAAUGUGUGAGCAAGGUGAAUCGGAUGGCUGAUAAAUACUGGGAUUUGUAUUCAAGUGAGAGCCUAGAAAGAGAUCUGCCUGGUCACUUGCUUCGCUACCCCAUUGGAGUGGCCAGUGAAGGGGAUGUUACGGAGCUACCAGGAGCUGAGCAUUUCCCCGACACCAAGGCCCGUGUUCUUGGUACUAAAUCUGACUACCUUCCUCCUAUCCUCACUACAUAGGUGGAUUAUUCACGUGUUGCCUUGUUAUGCGAAGUGAGGUAACAAGCUCAUACAAUUACUUCAGAGCCACGGUUUGUUGUGGAAUAAUACAUAAUAGUUGUUUUUUAAGAUUUUUGUUGGGCAUUUUGUUGGACAGUGCACUUGAGUUUGUAUGAGAUUUCUUUAUGUUGACUGGUCUUUUAUUGUAGUUCACUCUAACAUUUAACGUUCGAGUUUUGGAAUGUUCAAGGAAGUCGAUUCGCUAUUUUCGAGAACUAGCCCUGUAAUGCUUUCCUCCUUGAGUUUUUAUCCCAGCUCCAUUUGUGUUG